UCAUUGAGCCUCAACCAAAACAAAAAAACCAAACCAAACCCACUUCUCUUCUCUCUUUUUCACUUCUAGGUUCUAACACUAUUUUUAUUUGUUUAGACUUUAGACCAAUAAGAGUACUACUCUCGCUCUCUCUAUGGCCGAUUCACAGAGAAAUAAAUCCGGGACCGGUGGCAGGCUCCAGCCGAGCCGGUUACAACGGCGGGCCCCAGCAUCACUACAGAUCGCCGCUCCUGCUUCUUCUACUUGGAACGUGGCUAUCCCUCUCCUAUCACCGCUUGCCACGUCACCCACGUCGCCGAAGCUUGGGGCCGAUGAGCCGAGGCAGCUACAGCAGCAGAGCUCGGUGGCUGAGACUGAGAAAGUGGGUUUCAAGAAGUGGCAGCACCCGGCGGCGCCUUUUAGCUACGGCCCAGCUCCGCGGGGGCGGCCCUUUGUGCCCGUUUAGUUAGCAAUUAGAACCCGACCCAUGUAAUUGUAAAAUAAUGUUAAUGUUAUUACUGUUGUUAUAUUAUUAUUAUAUUAUUAUUGCAAUGAGGAAUUAGGAUUGUGCAA
Molecule: messenger RNA, 552 nt
Organism: Quercus lobata
Lineage: Eukaryota; Viridiplantae; Streptophyta; Magnoliopsida; Fagales; Fagaceae
Exons: 1
Coding region: 134-445 (103 amino acids)
Cellular component (GO): cytoplasm; nucleus
Source: RefSeq, a predicted model, not a curated record